UAAUCAAUUUAAUAAGCACAAAAUUUGAUUGGUUGCAGCAGGUUUUGCACAUCCCAAUGAAAAAUUAGCAAUAACAAAUUAUGAUCAAGUUGUUUUGAAGGCAAAAAAAACCAGCAAAAGAAUCCAAAUUUCAAUGGCAAUGGCUUCAACCAUUGCUUUUCCAGUGCCAAGUUCAAGCUUUUUCACUCCCCAAACUUGGGUUCAGAGUAGACCCUUUAGUUUGCACUGUCUAGGAGGAAAAAUGGAACAUAGCAAUAACAGGGAAAAGAUCAAAAGUACUAUUCUUCACCAUCUCUUCCAGAAGCAGAGACAGAGCCCUUAUUAUGACAAUCUAUGUCGCCCUGUUUCAGAUUUGCUUCCAUUUAUUGCCAAUGGGAUCAGAGGUGUCACCACCAAUCCAGCGAUUUUUCAGAGAGCUAUUUCAUCCUCAAAUGCCUACGAUCAACAGUUGAGGAAACUGGUAGGGGAAGGAAAAGACACAGAGAGUGUCUAUUGGGAAUUAGUAGUGAAAGACAUACAUGAUACCUGCAAAAUGUUGGAGCCAAUUUACAAUGAUUCAGAUGGUGUAGAUGGAUAUGUAUCUGUUGCAGUUUCCCCCAAACUAGCAAAUGAUACCAAGGGGACAAUUGAAGAGGCAAAAUGGCUUCACAAGAUGAUUGGGUGUUCAAAUGUCUAUAUUAAAAUUCCUGCAACUGAUGAAUCCAUUCUUUCUAUGAAGGAGGUUAUUUCUCUGGGGAUAAGUGUGAAUGCCACUCUCAUAUUUUGCCUCACUAGAUAUGAGGCAGUGAUUGAUGCUUACUUGGAUGGCCUUGAGGCUUGUGGCAGAACUGAUCUCUCCAAGGUUUCAAGUGCAGCAGCAUUCUACAUCAGUAGAGUGGAUUCUGCACUUGACACAAAACUUCACCAAAUUGGUACCUCUGAGGCUCUUCAUCUCAAAGGAAAGGGUGCAAUUGCUCAAGCAGUCUUAGCUUACCAACUUUAUCAGAAAAAGUUUUCUGGUCCAAGAUGGGAACACUUGGAGAAGAGAGGUGCCAAAAAGCAGAGGCUAAUGUGGGCUUCGACAAAUGUGAAAAACCCAGAAUACCCUGACGCAUUUUAUGUUGAUUCUCUUAUUGGACCGGAUACGAUUUCAACCAUGCCAGAACAAGCUCUUAAAGCCUUCAUGCACCAUGGCAUUCUUUCAAGAACCCUUGAUGCAAAAGUAUUAGAGGCUCAACAUAUUUACAGUGCAAUUCAGAAGUUGGGGAUUCAAUGGCCUUCUGUUGGAUCACAACUCCAACUUGAGGUGCUGGAUUCCUUCACAAAAAGCUUUCAUAAUGUGCUUCAAUGCAUUCACAACAAAACACUUGGACAAGUCUAAGGAACAGUGCUUUCAUGUUAAUUAAUUGUUUAUGUUAUGGCAGAAAAUAAUAGCAUAGAGUAAAAAAACUAUGUACCAAUAAAUAUUUCCUAUUUUACCUUUCAAUUUUUGAACAUUAUUUAACGAAGAAAAUAACUUAUUAUCAGUUUAUGAGCAAAAAAAAUAUUUGGCACUUUUC
Messenger RNA from Vigna unguiculata (cowpea), 1538 nucleotides. RefSeq lists its product as uncharacterized. The record is from RefSeq and is a predicted model, not a curated record. NCBI's taxonomy places the organism in Eukaryota, Viridiplantae, Streptophyta, Magnoliopsida, Fabales, Fabaceae. Gene Ontology annotation, cellular component: intracellular anatomical structure; cytoplasm. Gene Ontology annotation, biological process: pentose-phosphate shunt; carbohydrate metabolic process. Gene Ontology annotation, molecular function: transaldolase activity.